Messenger RNA from Episyrphus balteatus (marmalade hoverfly), 1464 nucleotides. RefSeq lists its product as uncharacterized. Bases 308 to 967 code for a protein of 219 amino acids. The transcript has 3 exons. Lineage: Eukaryota; Metazoa; Arthropoda; Insecta; Diptera; Syrphidae. The record is from RefSeq and is a predicted model, not a curated record.
CGAUUUCGAAGUCAAUGUCCAAUGCAUUUUAUUUAAUUUAAUUUUCUAGCAAAUUCAUUCAAGCUCCUUUUGCUUUCAGGGACGGUUGGCAUAUCGUACUUUGUGUAUAUCAAGAAUAUCUAUGUAGUACAGCUGAUGUGCGUUUUCAAUGAAUAUAAUAAUAUACUCGUUAUAAUAAAAAAAAACAGCAAUUAGACUUGUAAUAUUCAAAUUAUAUCUUGUGAUAAAUAAUAAAAAGUUGAUUUGCGAACACGGUACCGAUAACUUUUUUUCUAGAAGUGACGUGUUACAGAGUUGAGGAAAAAAAAUGGAUUGCAAAAAUUUUUACAUUCUAUGUGGAUUAUUUGUUUUUGGAAUAAUUGCUACAGCUUAUUCAAAACCAGCCACAACAGAUGCUGACAUUUUACAAAAUGACCAAAAUGAUGAUUACGAGUAUGAAGAUCGAAAUUUGCAAGCAGAUCAAGUCAAACCUACAGCCUCUAGUCUCAAAACAACAAUGUUACCUUAUUUUGAUACUAAAAUUGUACAUAAAUUUGUAAAACCUGGUGGCAAUAUUACUCUUGAAUGUCCUGUAAAGAAUUUAUCAGAUACCAACGUGAUUUUAUGGUUUAGAGAAGAAAAUACUAUCACAAACAAUUUGAACGUCUUGGACAAUGCUUACGACGUUGCAAAACAGAAUUUUAGUUUAAUUAUUAAAAACGCUACUGUUCUUAUUGAAGGAAACUACUACUGUGAAAUUGCACCUCAGAAAAUUCGAAUGCAAACUAUUCUAAAAGUCAGCAAUGAAACUUCCCAGGCUAUAGAAAGUGCAUCUGACCAUACAAAAGUCGAAGAACAAGUUACUCAGACAACGCCUGGUGGAUGUGCCCCUGAAGUAUCCGGUUUUGUUUCGUUAGUACUGGUGUCACUUUUGAUGUCAAACCUUCUCUCGCACGAGAAAUAUUUCAAAACUUUACUGAAUAAUUAAAGGUUAUUAUUUUCAGAUCAAAGCACAAAAAACUAACUUAAGUAAAAAAACAAACUAAAUUUUGUAUGUUUGUACGUUUAUUAUUGUAGCUCAUUAAUCAACAAAAGCAACAUAUUUCCAAUUGAUAUUGUCCAGAAUGGGAUUUUAUUAAAAGACAAUUUCAAUGGUUUAUUUAUUCACAAACUGUGAUGGCUUACUAUUAUAAUUGCUUAAUUCUGAAAAUUCUGUUAUAAAAUUUAAACUUGUUAUGCUUUUAUCACAUACCAAAAAUUUGAGCCAUAUGCCAAGAAUGAAUUUUAUUAAAUGAAUUGAUUGAUAUUUAUUAAAACAAAGAACGAGAUGAUAUACUUUAAGUACAAAUGUCUUAGUUUAAAUAUAAUUGUUGUAUUUAGUUUUAAGAAGAAAAAAAAAGAUGAGAAAUCGAUACUGUAAUUUAACAGCUCUUUGCUUUAAGACGAAAUAAAAAGAGACAUAGAUAAACAUGCAUUACAUGUUUA